GAAAUACCAGUUUUGUUUUUCGACAUGAUUUCUUUUCCAAAUCUCCUUUAGAACUUUAAUUUGAUUUUUCUGUUUGUAGAUCUUAUAAAUUUGAUAAAUUUAUUAUCAUUAAAUGAGAAAAAUAGAUAACGAAAGUUUUGAGCAUUAUCCAUCCUCUCUUGCUUAUUAGGAAGAUUUUUAGAAAGUUCAAAAUUCGUGAGAGCGAUAAAAAAGAUAAUCGGACCUAUGGCGUCUUUUGCAAAAGUGCCGGUAAUUGAUGUUCAUUCAAGUAAUAUAGAGGAGCUGUAUAACUCUAUUAUUCUUGCUGUAAGAUCUGCAAGUUUUGUUGCUAUCGAUUUGGAGCUGAGCGGAAUAGGUGAUAAGAGACGAGUAAAUACAAAGGAUAUUGCAGAGAGAUAUGAAGCAAUUAGCGAAGGAGCCAAAACUCGAUCUGUUGUUUCACUUGGAAUAAGUUGUUUCUGCAGACUACCGAGCUUUUCAAAGUCGGAAGAAGAAAGCGCAUUAAGAUUUGCUAUACAAACUUUUAAUUUGUUUUUACUUUGCAAAAACAAUCACAUAAUCGAAUCUUCGUCUGUAAAAUUCUUGGUUCAGCACGGUUUUGAUUUCAAUACUCAAUAUAAAUACGGUCUCCUAUAUUCGCCAGGCGAUGAUACGAAUGAAGAUAUAGAAACAGAUCAAAAGUCUUUCCGUAAUAUUUUAAAUGAAAUAUUACGCUGCAAAGUUCCUAUAGUAUUUCAUAACGCUCUAAUCGACAUAGUAUUUCUGUAUCAAAGCUUUUUAUGUGAGCUACCAAAGAACUUUUCUACUUUUAUAGCAGAUUUGGACUUAGCAUUUAAAGGUGGCUUAUAUGAUACCAAGUACUUGGCAGCUUUCAUUGACAGAAUGCAAGCCACAUAUUUAGAAUAUUGCUUUCGCAAAUGUCAGAGUGAAAAUGUCAAAAAUUGCGAUAAUCUAAAGAGCCACGUAAUACCAACGUUCCCAGCUUAUCCUAGUUCAAUGUCCUCAAUAAGUUUUCUUCACUGUGAAUUACCUCGAAAACCAGUAAAUGAUACACAUUGCGUUUGCAAGCGUUAUGCGUCUUUUGGCUGGUGUUUGGAUGCGGAAAAUUGUAAGUAUUCGCACGAUAUUGAUGAAAUAUUGGCCGUAGACUUUAAAUUUGACAAAGUCAGAAAGAGAAAACUUCAGGAAAAUGAAUCAGUAGAUGAUGAUAGAUAUCAACCUAAGUCAACAAAAGCUAGAUCAUCUGGCCAUAGAGCAGGAUUUGACUCUUAUAUGACCGGUUUCGUCUUUGGAUUUCUUCUAAGUCGGCAUGGAACAAGCUGGCGAGAGAACCCAAAGAGUAAAAAAGUAGAAGAUAUGGGGCUUCUUGAAGCCAAAAAUCAGAUUUAUUUAGUUGGGAAAGAUUUUGGACUGCAGGUUAAAAAGUCAAAUUUCGCCAAGGUAUCCGAAGCCUGUAGAAAAAAAUGUAAACGGCUAUACGGCGAAUGCGAAUAGAACAAAUUUCCAUUCAGCAGAAGAAUAUUAACACUUUUUUAUUGGUUAAUGUUCAACAAUACAGUUUUUUUUUCUAUAUUUAACGAAAGAAAGAAACUUUCAAUAAUAAAAAUCUUUUUAUUCAGGAUAGCAACAGCAGAAGGAGAAGAGCAAAUAUUUUCUUUUUGUAAAUUUUAUAAGGGUUUUAGCAUUUCCUAUUAAAAAAAUAUAAUUGAACAAUUAUUGAAUAUUAAUUAAAAUGAAUAAAAAAGCGUUAUAUCAAGAUU
This is a messenger RNA of Dimorphilus gyrociliatus, 1760 nucleotides long. Lineage: Eukaryota; Metazoa; Annelida; Polychaeta; Dinophilidae. The record is from the annotation of a GenBank genome assembly.